GAAAGUUCGUAGUACGUAAACACUUUAUUGUUGUCAGUGAUGUACUACUUUGCUUGCAAACAAGAAUGUGAACAUAUCUUUUUUAAAGAAGAAACAUAGUUAGUUUAAGAAUAAUAUACAUAUAUGUUUACAAAUCAUACGUAGAUAUUUAUGUUUAAAUUUUUGUAGCAUGGAGGUUAUAGAUUACAGUGAAGAAGCACAGCAAAUGGAAGAGAAUGAAAAUCAUAUUGAAGAAACGGAUAAUAAUGAAAAUUCUGAAAGUAAUGACAACCGUGUCAUUAUUGUAACAACCGAAGCUUCGACGGAAGAUAUAAAAGAUGAUGAUGAAUCAAAGGCAAAGAAAGCUAAAGAAACAACUACAGACGAGUCUGAAGUUGAUUCUGAUCAAUGUUGCCCUAUAUGUAUGGAUCUAUGGACUAGCUCUGGAGAGCAUCGUUUGUGUUGUUUACGUUGCGGUCACUUAUUUGGGCAUAGUUGUAUUUUGAAAUGGUUACAAAAUUCUUGUACCAGUGCGAAUCGUCGUUGUCCUCAAUGUAACAGGAAAGCUGUUGUGAAAGAUAUUAGAAUGUUGUACGCCAAGAGAUUAACAUCGAUAGAUACUACUGAAUUAGACAAAUUAAAAGACAGAGUGAACAAUGUAACAACUGAAAAAAAUCGUAUAGAAAUGGAGCUAUCAAAGUAUGCUCUCAGACAAAAGUUAUUCGAGCAACAAGUGUCUAGUAUGCAAAAUCGUAUAUCCGAACUAGAGAAUCAACAAUCAGAAAUAAGUCUUCAUUCCAAUGAAAACACUUCUAAACAUAUGAUUAAAAAAUUUCAUUUAGAUCGAUCUAUCGAGAUAUGUAAGGAUGGCGGUUGCCGUGUACUAGAUUAUAAUCCGUGGUAUGGAUUUUUAGUUGUAUCGCAGAAAUCAACAAACGCGUUAUUUUCGGGUUACGGUAUUAAAAAAAUCGACUCGGAUAAAUUUCAACCGCGUCAAUUCAUUUUUUUACAUUCUCAAGCUAUAAGGGAUGUUAUGUUUAACACGACACAGCAGUCGUUAUUACUUAGCGUCGGUUUUGACAAAUGCGCUAAAUUAAUGGACAUUCAAAAUAACAUUAUUGUGCACACAUUUCAAACAAGCUUUCCAUUGUGGAGUUGCUGCUGGUCAGGUGACAAUCCAAAUAUAUUUUUCACGGGGGCGCAAAAUGGAUCUAUAACGCAAUUCGAUAUUAGACAAACCUCUGGUGCUGUUGAAAUUCUGGACAGUCCAGGCGAUAGAUCACCAGUGGUUUCUCUAGCAACGGUGCCUGUUAACCCUGGUAGUGGCAUUAGUCGAGGUGGAUUCAUUGCAUGUCGCUUAAAUACAUGUUAUGCUUAUGAACAAAAGGAUUCGAAAUAUGUACCCAAACAAAUAUUCCUCGAAGGUCCAUUUGUAUCUGUGUGUUAUGAUGAAAAAAAUAAUCAUGCUUUAAUCUCUUCCCGUCCAAAUGCCAGGCAGCCUCAUGCUAGACAUGUUGUAUGCACAAUAGAAAAGGGCAACGAUGAAUCAGCUAUCUGUAAUAUUGUACAUACGUUUCAUGCGGGCAAUUCUCAUCAGUUAUUGUCUAGGCCGUGUUAUAUAAAUGUUGAAAACGACACAUUAGUUGCUGCGCAUCAAGAAUCCACCAGUUCUAUAUCAUUGUGGAGUAUAUCUGCCGGGAAACAAAUAAACAGUCUGCCUGUAUCUGAUCCUGUCGUGGAUAUGUGUGCGGUCGACGUUAAUAGUAAUUUAUUUUUAGCAACGCUUUCCGCAAAAAAAGUUCGAAUUUAUAAUCACGGAUAACUGUCAUUAAUACAAAAUUACAGUGGUGUAAGACUAAUUGCAAUGUUUAUAUUGCCUAAUCCAUGACAAAAACGUCUUUCAUACAUACACCAUAAGAUCGUAAUUUAAGAGGUAUAUGGUAUAACUGCA
This is a messenger RNA of Colletes gigas, 1930 nucleotides long. RefSeq names its product E3 ubiquitin-protein ligase RFWD3-like (gene Rfwd3). Gene Ontology annotation, molecular function: ubiquitin protein ligase activity; protein binding. The transcript has 3 exons. Gene Ontology annotation, biological process: protein ubiquitination; interstrand cross-link repair. Lineage: Eukaryota; Metazoa; Arthropoda; Insecta; Hymenoptera; Colletidae. Gene Ontology annotation, cellular component: nucleus. Bases 170 to 1801 code for a protein of 543 amino acids. The record is from RefSeq and is a predicted model, not a curated record.